Messenger RNA from Chilo suppressalis (striped riceborer), 1215 nucleotides. The record is from the annotation of a GenBank genome assembly. Lineage: Eukaryota; Metazoa; Arthropoda; Insecta; Lepidoptera; Crambidae.
AUGUGUACUUCCCAAGAUACUUUUCGAAUCCCUCUAAUGAUAUCAGAUGAGAAGGUAUACCUCAACUUUUGCCAAUCUCGAGUCAUCAAUUCUCCAGGUACGAGAGCCCAAAGAAGUAUUAGGCAUACAUCUGUCUGGCCUUACCCCUACGCACAUGAUGAAUUGAGGUACCGCCGGAAUGCUAUUAACCCUAUCGUUACCACUAGACGAUAUGUACCACCAUCAGUUACUGUUAAAGUACCCCUAAAUAGUCCUUCCAGUCCCGAUAUAACAAUAAAAAUUGUAAACAGUAGUCAUACGCAAGAAAUAGAAGUUCCAAAUCAAACUUAUGGUGAUGGAACACAGAGUCCUAAUGAAUGCAGUGACAAUUGCACUGAUGCUAAUUGCAACUUAGCAGAAUCCGAUGCAUAUUUAGAUACAGAAACGAUUGAAACCAAUACAGAGACAAUAACGGAAACUGAAUCCGACGCAAAAGAAGUUGAUGGCGAGGCAGUAGCUGAAGCCGCCGUGGUGACUGAAGUAAUCACGACGACUACAGAGACUGAAACUUUAACCGAUGCUGAGGAGACUGCUGAGGGCGGCUGUACAAAUGCAGGUAGCUCUGGAAAUUCUGAUGGUUCAUCAACAAAUAGCGAAGCAUGUCAGAAUGACGAUACUGCAGAAGUAGGUGUAGCUACAGAUACAAUAACAGAAACUACGGUAACAGACAGUAUUUCUGAAGCAGCAGCAAUUGCGUAUGGAAACGAUACCACAAAAGCAGAAGCAGCAGCAACUACAGCCGCAAUUUCAGGUUCAAAUGAUUCGGUCAGCACAGCAGCAUCUAGUUCAGCCAGCGGUAGUGAUACCUAUGCUGCAUCGGCCACAGAAACAACAACCAAAACUUCUGGGACAGAAAGUGUAUCCGCUUCUUUCGCUGAAGCUCAGGGUGAAAAUGCUUCAGCUACAGCAGCUGCAGCUGUCGAAAAUGAUAAUUCCGAGACAAAUGGGGAAUCUAAUGGCAGUUCUGCUGUAAGUGAAACAACAACAUAUACCGAACCCAUAGAGCCCACAGAAACUUCUACAUAUUCUGAUUCAUUUGGAGACACCAAUAGUGAGAAUAUUACUGAACCCGAAACAUCACCAAGUGCUGAUGAUGGUAGUAAUCCGGAAGCUGCACCAAAAGAAGAAAAUACUGAUGAAGAACCACCCAAAUCUGAAGGUGCCGAAAGUGACUAG